This is a messenger RNA of Mobula hypostoma (lesser devil ray), 1846 nucleotides long. It is a transcript of the gene rpia, whose product is annotated as ribose 5-phosphate isomerase A (ribose 5-phosphate epimerase). Gene Ontology annotation, biological process: pentose-phosphate shunt, non-oxidative branch; D-ribose metabolic process. The transcript has 9 exons. Lineage: Eukaryota; Metazoa; Chordata; Chondrichthyes; Myliobatiformes; Myliobatidae. Gene Ontology annotation, cellular component: intracellular membrane-bounded organelle. Bases 38 to 853 code for a protein of 271 amino acids. Gene Ontology annotation, molecular function: ribose-5-phosphate isomerase activity. The record is from RefSeq and is a predicted model, not a curated record.
UCGGCCGGCCCGCCUGCUAGGAGUGGGGGGUGUGGCGAUGUGGCAAGGGCUGUUUGGACUCCUAACUUUAAGGCAGAGGAUCGGGGGAGGUGCACAGCUGCACCGUCGGCUGUGCACGUUCGGCAGCAGGAAGUUCAGCGCAGGCAUGGAGGCAGCGGCGAAGCAGAAAGCUGGCUACAUGGCCGUGGACAACCAUGUGCAGAAUAACCAAGCAUUGGGUAUCGGGAGUGGAUCCACAAUAGUCUUUGCUGUGGAGAGAUUAGCCAAGCGGGUUCAAGAAGAGAAUCUACAAGUUGUGUGUGUGCCUUCCUCCUUCCAGGCUCGUCAGCUCAUCCUAAAACAUGAGCUGCCCCUCAGUGACCUGGACAGACACCCUGAGCUUGAUGUUGCCAUUGAUGGUGCUGACGAGGUGGACUGUAACCUCAAUUUAAUCAAAGGCGGAGGAGGCUGCUUGACUCAGGAGAAGAUUGUCGCUGGCUGUGCAAACAAGUUUAUCAUUAUUGCUGAUUACAGGAAGGAUUCUAAAAACCUGGGUGAGAACUGGAAGAAAGGAGUUCCAAUCGAAGUCAUCCCGAUGGCUUAUGUGCCUGUGACCAGGGCGAUUGUCACUAAGUACGGAGGGAAUGUAGAUCUGCGAAUGGCUGUCAGCAAAGCAGGACCAGUAGUAACGGAUAAUGGGAACUUUAUCCUGGACUGGAAGUUCAGCAAUAUUUCCGAUUGGAAAGAUGUCAAUGUGGGCAUUAAAAUGAUCCCAGGAGUGGUGGAGACGGGGCUAUUCAUCGACAUGGCGGAGCGAGUUUACUUUGGAAUGAAGGACGGAACUGUCUGCUGUCGGGAUAGACUGUUGCACUGACGAACCACCAGAACUGAGUCUUCCUUUCAAUAUGAAGAUCACUUUGCCUUAAACUUUCUGAUUCAAUAAGUUAUCCUGCCAAAUAUCUUUUUUUUUUAAAACAUCGUUUCUACGCAGCCCCUGACAGAUACUCAGCCUUGCGGGAGUAGCUGUUCACAGUUGCCUUAUUUUGAGUUGUUCAUUCUGGGUGGGGGCAACGUAGAUUUCUACCUCAGCCUCCGUGCUGCUGAUUACAAGGCCCGGAGAUGUGGGUUAUCUCUGUGCUUAGGUCGUGUGAAGAUUAAUGGACAGUGGGCUGAGAUGCAACUCCCAGCAAUGGGGCAGCGUAUGUCUUUGAGACUUCUAGAUUACGAGCUGUCUCUGUGGAUCUGUGUCACUACAGAAGGGGCAGAUGGAAUGUGCAGAUCUUCAGAAACAUCGUGGAGUUGGCACUCCACUGUCAUCUGGUUUACUGACCAGAUCUUGACGGAGACAUUGAUGAAGGGACACCUAUCUCACAUUGACAUUGAAAUUGUGGUCAGGGAUUUGUGAGCAGAGCCUAGGCUGUGUGCAUUCCCAUCCAGUUGUAUUACUGCCUGUUGUUGCCAGGUACUGGUACCAGUGUCGACAGCAGCAAUUGUGACUAGGUCAGGGAAGCCACGUGAGAUGCUCCCUCUGACUCCCAGGGCAAGCACUAAUUCGCUGAAGGUGUAAACCCUGGCUGAGAGGUAUUCCAUUGUUUGCAGAUCCCUGGUGAACCAGAGAUUGCUAUCUUGUCACUGUGGGAACUGACUUAUUAUUUACAGUUGCUAAUGUCAUUCGAGCAUUGUCUGAGCCUGGUAGUGGGUUCUCAGCCUUAAAGGUCCCAUCACCACCGUCCUGCUUAGUGUGAUCAGUGUUUGUUUUAUAGAUUCUCGCCCAUCCUGCCGCUGACUGGUGCUUGGAAAUUCUCAGUUAGUUAAUUCAAUACACUUUUUAAAAAAAAUAUAUAAAAUGCAUCCUUUUGGAGAUCUG